AUGGAGUACGAGCGCAUCAGGCGUCUCUUGCGCUCGGAGUACAAAGACUUUGGCCGGGCCGGCGAGCAGGUGCUGGUCGAGUCUCGCUUCGCCGAGACGACGCGCAGCGGUCGGGGCCUGCGCGCCGUCGAGCUCGGUCUGACCUCCAACAACCUCAUCGUCGCCGCCGACAAUUUUCGCGAUGCCAAGUACUGGUGCUCCAAGGACUGCGACCCGAGCAUCGAGAGUCUCGAGCUCGUCAGUGUCUAUCCCUUGGAGUUUCUCAGUCUCAGUAUAUUUCGACGCAAGCGGAGAAAAGCUCUGAAAGCGAGAUUAGUCGACGGUCGGGCCAAGUAUUACGAGCUCGGCGGUCCCGGUCUGCGUCGAAGCGCUGCCUGGUCCCGUUGGUGCGCCCAAGUGGCCAAUUUGCUGGAGCGCCGCUGCCCAAGCUGCACCAACGUAGCCAGCGGUGGUAGUACAUCCUCGAAAUUCGAGUGCGCCCAUCGUCGUGGAGCUACCGGGGGUGGAGGUGAAAAGGAUGUCAAACGUUGCGCCGGUGGAGGUGCUGCCGUGGCUGGCGAGGAUCGUCGUCGUCCCAAGCGGGCUUGCGAUUGGACGCGAGAUCUCUUCCUCGGCGAGUCGCACCAAGAGCUCACCAACGGCAGCUACACCAUCGUACCGUUCAGCUUCUCCAAUGCCACCUUGCAGGAGAUCAACGGCGUGUCUGUCUGGGAAAAGGCUAAUAAAAACAAUCGCGAUCGCUCGCCGCGUAAGCUACUACGCGGCUACUAUGGCCUGUCGACGGCCACCUACUUCUUGUACGCCCUCGGGCCUUGGUCGGUGCAGCCGGGCGAUCGUCCGAGCGUCCAGUGCCUCGAGCGCUCGCACAGCUGCGCCAGCAUCCGCUGCCAGCCGAUCGAUCCGGAUCUGCGGCUUCCGGUCUCGCGCAGACAGCUCGUCGCCAGCGUCUCGCUGGCCGACCUCUCGGGCCGAGAGACCACCGGCUUGACGGCCUCGACCCGCGGCAAGGUCGUGCUCUUUUGGACGCCCAAUUACUGGUACAGGCCGAGGGCCGCCACGGACGCGUAUCGCGAGAUAAGGUGUCAUCUCGACGGAUUGACGGAUUACACGAGGACGAACUACGAGUCGGCGGCGACGACGAUCGACGGAAGGCGGAAGUCGACCAGCCGAGUUAUUUUUGGGAGGGCGCGCGAGAGACGACGCGUCGAGAUGUUCCAAAUCAGCCAGACUGAUUCGAGCCAGAGCAGCGACAGGAACGUAAGCGAGACAUCUGGAACUAAUUCCGAGAUCUGUCGAGCUCCGACUAAGACCCGCGAUCCAUCGGUGGCCAGCACGACGGCUUAUUUGCGCCAUUUGCUGCGUCUCGAUUAUCGAGUCACUCUGAGGGACGUCGAUAGCGCGACUCUGGCCUCGCAAUUGACCCUCGUCGAUCGCGAGCUGUUUUUGCGCGUACCGAGGCGCGAACUUCACACCGUGGCCGGUCAACGUUCCUCGCGCGAUGCCCCGAAUCUCGGCGCCUGGAUCGCCUUCGCCCAUCGGGUCUCGUGCUUGACGGCCAGCGAGGUGCUCGCCGCGGACCGCGUCGAGACUCGUGCUCGACUCUGCGCGAGACUGUUGAGCGCCGCCGAUCGCUGCCUCGAGAUGGGCAAUUUUCAGUCGGCCAGAUCGAUCGUGGCUGGCUUGCAAUCGCCGGCCAUCUAUAGAUUGAGAUCAACCUGGGCGUACUUGAAAGCUCAUCAUUACCCGGCGUACGAACAAAUGAUAAAACUAAGCACAAUAUUUGAAAGUACGAGAACAAAAAUGUACCGGCAGACGUGGACAAUGGCCGAGCGCAAUCCACCCUCGAUGCCCUUCGUUGGCGACAUUCUGGCGAGGUUGCUUGGCCUCGAGCGACGGCAAUGCGUAGCACGACACAAUGAAGCGAGGACGAUUUCACACAAGGACGUGACAAAAAAGCACAGGAGAAAACAUAAUAAGCUCGAGAGACGCAGCUCGUCGACGAGCCAUCGAUCCGGAUCGACGUCGAUGCGCGAGCUUUUGUCGGGAAAUAAAUUAAAUCGCGACGAGUAUGGACGAGUAUCGGCUCUGGGCUCGUGGCUGGAGCAGAGACAAUUAUCGGCUCGCUCGUACAAUUUUCCCGGCCAAUCGUUAGCUUGGACUUUCUUGCUGAAGGCCAGGUACCGAGAGGAGAGAGACAACUUUUUCGCAAGCCUGCAGCUUGAGCCAGCUGUUUAGAUGAGUGAAUGAAUACUACUUCGCUUGCAAUUAGUUCAAAAUUGUUUAAUUUUUUUUUUCGUUUUCAAUGUAUUAUUAUAUUUAUUCAGACAUGAGAACGUGUAUUUGAUAAAUCCAGUAAUUUCGCCGCAGUAAAGUUUAAAACUUGUAUUUAUUUUUUCAUUAUUCAUAAGAUCAGAGAGAACGAUAAAACAAAAUAUACUCACUCUUAUGCUCUGUUGUAGGUAAAAGUUUGUACAUCUAUGUAAUUUUUACGGUAUAAUCUACAGUUAAAUAUUAAUCGUUCUGAUAAAAACUAAUCGUCAUCGUGAAGUGGUGGAAUCAUAAUGACAAGAUCACAUCGUCUAUAUAAUUAUGUUGUUGUUUUCCAUUAUUUAUACACAUAUUAUCCUUUUUAUUCAAUUAAUCGACAUUUAUCCAACGAACCAUUUUUAUGCUGUAGUUUACAAUUAAUUUGUUAACGACUUUCAUUUAUAUAAAAUAUACAUGUACGUUGCAUUGACGUGCCAACAUUUAUUUUUUUUGUAUUUGUUUACAUUAAAAUGAGCGAUAAUCUCUUUAAAAGAGAAAAAAAUAUCUUCCGAUUACUACGUCAUUUUCUGUUUAGUCUAUACACUCGACAAAAUUAUUAAUAAUCUUUAGUUUUCGCAUGUUUAAAUGUUGGUCUUGUUUUUUUCUUUUUCUUUUUUUUUGAAUCUUGACUAGACGAAAAUGUACACAUUACACAGAUAUAUUACAACACUAAUUUCCUAGGCUAUAUCGGUAAGUAUUUACUUUGCAUUGUCAACAGUGCGCAAGAAUCAGUAAAGCUUUUGAAUUCGAGAGAUUUAAUAAUAAUAAUAUUACCAAAAGCCAUGCAGCAGACACAACAAAUAUAAGAUGCCUCACAUUCAUUGGCCAAAUGUCGCUUAUGAAAAGCAAUAAAUUUUGUUCUAAACUUCUUUUGUAAGAAACGUAUUCAUAAAUGUAAUCGCGUUUAAAAAUAAAAUAAAAAGAAAUAAAGUAAGAUAAAAGACCGAGUCCAAAGAAAAGUUUAUAUGAUUUACUUUAUAUGGUUGAAUGUAUCUCAACGGGAGAUAAAAUGCGCAUUGAAUUACAGAGUAUGUAUAUUUAUAGAUUAAUCGUUAAAUGUCUUACAUGUCAUCGUUUUUUUAAUGUAAUAUAUGGUCCGCACAGCGGUACAUAUCAUGCACAUUUUAUUGAAUCAAGAGCUUAGCUGUGACCCGUAAUUUGAAAACGAAAACGAUAAAACACGUACAUUUAUAUUUAAUUCGGAAGCGCAUCGACAUUUACAAUAAUACACUUUUUUUGUUUUCUUUUGAGGUAGCGUCUUGUUUUCAUUCAAGCUCUGUAAUUUAAUUAAUCUUACUUUUUUUCAGUAGAAAAAUUUUGAAUUCAAGUCAAGUAGAAAAGCUAAAAUUUGAAUU
This is a messenger RNA of Trichogramma pretiosum, 3662 nucleotides long. RefSeq lists its product as uncharacterized. Gene Ontology annotation, biological process: positive regulation of GTPase activity; Ras protein signal transduction. Gene Ontology annotation, cellular component: plasma membrane. Gene Ontology annotation, molecular function: guanyl-nucleotide exchange factor activity. The transcript has 7 exons. The record is from RefSeq and is a predicted model, not a curated record. The coding region runs from base 1 to 2235 and encodes 744 amino acids. NCBI's taxonomy places the organism in Eukaryota, Metazoa, Arthropoda, Insecta, Hymenoptera, Trichogrammatidae.